Colletotrichum scovillei is the source of this 1276-nucleotide messenger RNA. RefSeq lists its product as uncharacterized. Bases 324 to 962 code for a protein of 212 amino acids. The transcript has 2 exons. The record is from RefSeq and is a predicted model, not a curated record. Lineage: Eukaryota; Fungi; Ascomycota; Sordariomycetes; Glomerellales; Glomerellaceae.
ACAAAACCUUUGAUUUCUUUCAUCAGAAUGACAGCCAACGUUGUUGCGCGGCGUCCAAUCGGAAUAUUACUUGCCAACAGCAGCCCGGACUGACAUUUUGGGACUUUGGUUCAUUUCUUUUUUUUUUCUCGCUAGCAACACACGAUGACACGAGCGCUUGACCAGAAGUGGCCAUGGACUCUCGGGCCCAAUUCCUCCAGUAAGCCUGCGGCACAGCUUUGCCGGGAAAUUGACCACGAUGACCAGCCAAGAAAAACAUUGCUUCGCCGCGAUACUCACGAGAGCAACUUUCUUUGCCCUCUUAAUCACGUAUUGAUCACAAGAUGAAGCACUGCACGACAGUCUUGUUAGCCUUCGUCGGCAUCGCCGCGGCACAAACCACGUCCGUGAUCAGCGUCCUCAACCCCUAUUUCGGUGACAACCCCUACGACGCGUCCAUCAAGGACGCUAAUCCCACCGCGACAACGUACAUCGUGAGCUGCCAGACCAACAGCACGAAUUAUCAAUGUCGCGCCGACCCCUCCGCCUUGAUGACCCUCGUGGGAGGGCCGUCGACCGUGGAACUUCACAUUGACCAUACUGCCAGCGGAGUAUCAAUCGAGUACAUUGGUACCGUUUCAGGUGAUGGCCUGGACUACCAGCAGAUCGUGACAAAGAGCGGAAACACGGCCAUGAUGGCCAACAUGAGACUUUCGCCUCUGACGGCCGCGAGCCUCUACGUUCCCCUCACCGUCACCGCUGGUCUGGAGAAGUUGCAGCAAGCUCAGACCGGCGCUACUGCGACUGCGACCGCGACUGCAACGGCCACAGCCACGGCGUCCUCCUCAGGGUCGGCGCAGAGCGGGUCCGGUUCCGGGUCCGCUGCAUCGGCGACGUCGACGGCUAACGCCGCUGUACCCCGUGCCGGCCGGGAUGGUCUUCUCGCUGGUGCAGUUGCUGCAGUUGGGUUGAUGAUGUUUUGAGUAUGCCGGUGGCAGAGCCAGGCCUCUGAAGAUGUUGUUUCAGUUGAGGCAUCGAGCAGUGGUGUAUAUCUCGGGAACAGCAACAGGUGGUCUCGCGAAUGAUUUGCGCGCCUUUUUUGACGCAUAAUGACUGUUCCGACUGUAAGAAAAUGCUUGUUUUUCAUUCAUUAUUCGAAGAUCGCCUUUUGUUGGCUGUUGUGGCGAUGAUUUCCCUUUACCUCAUUGACUUUGUGUGAGUCAAAGACGAUAUGUUUUCUUCUUCUUUGGCUGACAUGCCGACGACGACCAAAGCAUUGUUUGUUGAACCAGUCUCA